GGUUGUCACGUGGUUUCCCGGCUUAUCUGGGCCAGGGGAGGAGCAAGGUCCAGAGUCAAAACUCUGCUCCAAGCCCUGCAUUAACCAGAAAGGAGCAGGCAGGCAGGAGGGUCUGAACCCCUCGGGUCCUCCAGCCAUGAGGCUCCUCUGGGGUCUGAUCUGGGCAUCUGGCUUCUUCGCCUUGUCUCUGCAGAAGCCCAGGUUGCUCCUGUUUUCUCCUUCUGUGGUUCGCAUAGGGGUCCCCCUGUCUGUGGCUGUGAAACUCCAGGAUGCUCCUUCAGGACAGGUGGUGAGAGGAUCCGUAUUCCUGAGGAACCCAUCCCACGUUAAUGAGCUCUGCUCCCCGAAGGUGGAUUUCAGCCUCAGCUCAGACAGAGACUUCAUACUCCUCAACCUCCCGAUUCCGCAGGAACGGGCCAGGAUCUGUCGCCUCCAUCUCCUCCGCGGAGCCCCCAAGGUCCAGCUGAUGGUGCAGUCAUCAUGGCUAAGGGACUCUCUGUCCAAACAGACAGACAUGCAGGGUGUCAACCUGCUGCUCUCCUCUCGCCGUGGGCACCUCUUUCUGCAGACUGACCAGCCCGUUUAUAACCCUGGCCAGCGGGUUCGCUACCGAGUCUUUGCUCUGGAUCAGAAGAUGCGCCCGGCCACUGACAUCCUCACGGUUACGGUGGAGAACUCUCAAGGCUUCCGCGUGCAGAAAAGGGAAGUGGUUGCUCCCUCCUCCAUAUUCCAGGACAACUUUUUGAUCCCAGACAUCUCAGUGCCAGGAACAUGGAAAAUCUCAGCCCGUUUCUCAGACAGCCUGGAUUCUAAUAGCAGCACCCAGUUUGAGGUGAAGAAAUAUGUUCUUCCCAACUUUGAGGUGAAGAUCAUCCCUGAAAACCCAUACAUCCUGACAACGCCUGGCUUUCUUAGUGACAUCCAAGUGAUCAUCCAGGCCAGGUACAUCUACGGGAAGCCAGUGCAGGGGGUGGCAUAUGUGCGCUUUGGGCUCCUGGGUGAGGACGGUGAAAAGACUUUCCUGCGGGGCCUGGAGAGUCAGACCAAGCUGGUGGAUGGCCAGUGCCAAAUUUCCCUCCAAAAGGCUGAGUUUCAGGGUGUGCUGGAUAAGCUUCAUAUUAGCAUUAAUGACCUCCCAGGGCUGCGCCUCUAUGUCGCGGCAGCUGUUAUUGAGUCUCCAGGAGGAGAGUUGGAGGAGGCAGAGCUCAUGUCCUGGCGUUUCGUGUCAUCUCCCUUCUCCUUGGAUCUAAGCAAAACCAAGCAGCAGCUUAUACCUGGGGUCCCCUUCCUGCUGCAGGCCCGGGUCCGUGACAUGUCAGGCUCCCCAGCCUCUGGCAUCCCCGUCAAAGUGUCUGCUAAGUUGUUUUCUGGAUCGACUUCUAAAAACGAGGAUUUUGAACGGAACACAGAUGGGAGCGGCCAAGUCAUUGUUUCCAUUGGUGUUCCUCUGACCAUCUCAGAAGUGCAGCUCUCAGUGUCUGCAGGCACCCCACACCCUGCUGUAGGCCGUCUCACCGUGAAAGCCCCCCUGUCCAGAAGCUCUGGGUUUCUGUCCAUUGGGUGGCAGAAUCCUCGACCUCUUAAAGUUGGAGAGACCCUUAACCUAAACCUGCAGGCCGUGGGCAUCAGUGGGAGCUUCUCACACUUCUAC
This is a messenger RNA of Odocoileus virginianus texanus, 1651 nucleotides long. NCBI's taxonomy places the organism in Eukaryota, Metazoa, Chordata, Mammalia, Artiodactyla, Cervidae. The record is from RefSeq and is a predicted model, not a curated record.